Molecule: messenger RNA, 7122 nt
Organism: Chiroxiphia lanceolata (lance-tailed manakin)
Lineage: Eukaryota; Metazoa; Chordata; Aves; Passeriformes; Pipridae
Gene: SFXN5
Product: sideroflexin 5
Exons: 14
Coding region: 51-1028 (325 amino acids)
Biological process (GO): mitochondrial transmembrane transport; citrate transport; monoatomic ion transport
Cellular component (GO): mitochondrial inner membrane
Molecular function (GO): monoatomic ion transmembrane transporter activity; citrate transmembrane transporter activity
Source: RefSeq, a predicted model, not a curated record
GGGGGCGGGGCCGGGCGGCGGGGGAGGCUGUUUAAAGUGGCGCCUGCGGGAUGGCGGAGCCGGCGGACUAUCCCCCGUUCCAGCUGGGGAAGCCCCGCUUCGAGCAGACUUCAUUUUAUGGCAGAUUCAGGCACUUCUUGGACAUCAUCGACCCCCGCACUCUCUUUGUGACUGAGAGCCGCCUGAAGGAAGCAGUGCAGCUCUUGGAGGAUUACAAACAUGGCACUCUGCCCCCAGGAGUCACCAACAAAGAGCUGUGGGGAGCUCAAAAAAUCAAACAGGCCAUCAUCCAUCCCGACACAAACGAGACCAUCUUCAUGCCUUUCCGAAUGUCAGGUUACAUUCCCUUUGGAACACCCAUCGUUGUUGGUCUCCUCUUGCCCAACCAGACGCUGGCAUCCACUGUGUUUUGGCAGUGGUUGAAUCAGAGCCACAACGCCUGCGUCAACUAUGCAAACCGCAACGCGACAAAGCCUUCUCCGACAUCCAAGUUCAUCCAGGGCUACUUGGGAGCUGUCAUAAGUGCUGUCUCAAUAGCAGUGGGCCUUAAUGUUCUGAUUCAGAGAGCAAACAAGUUUACCCCGGCCACUCGUCUCCUGAUCCAGAGGUUUGUGCCGUUCCCUGCUGUCGCCAGUGCCAAUAUCUGCAACGUUGUCCUGAUGAGGCACACGGAGCUGGAAGAAGGAAUUGAUGUGUUGGACAACAACGGGAACAUCGUCGGGUCUUCCAGAAUUGCUGCCAAACACGCACUGCUGGAAACAGCCCUGACCAGAGUGGUCCUGCCCAUGCCUAUACUGGUUCUACCUCCAAUUAUCAUGUCCGUACUGGAAAAAACAUCCCUGCUGAGGUCCCGUCCCCGGAUGAUUCUCCCAGUCCAAAGCCUUGUGUGCCUCGCUGCCUUUGGCCUGGCCCUCCCCUUGGCCAUCAGCCUCUUCCCGCAGAUGUCCGAGAUUGAGACGUCUCGGCUGGAGCCGGAGAUCGCAGUGGCCACCACCAGUAAGACUGUGAUCUACAAUAAAGGAUUGUAAGUGGAAGGGGAUCAUCUCAGCCCAGAAGGUUCGGGGAGAGGGGAAGAAGGGGGAAAAACUUGAGAAGCCGACUGGGAAAAAGAAAACAACAACAACAACAACAACAACAAGACAAAAUAAUCGAGCUCAGCGAUAGUAACGUCGUAGUGCUCCCGGCAAAGCAGGAGCAAAUUAAUGCUUGCAGAGAGCUGACACCCUCACACAGGUCAAAAAAAGAUUAAUAUUAAAAAAGUUUUAACUUAGGCAAGAGGAGCGGCAGCAACCACAACAAAAUCACGUUCAAACACUUUAGAAGUAGCUGAUGAAGAAUCUCAGAAUUAACAGCACUGCACGGAGUCGACGUGACUGGACCCGACUACAUGAGCGUAGACUUCAGCCGGCAAGUUUUGUUUUCCACGUGAAUCAAGUCUCCACACUGAUGCUGCACAAAAAUAACUCCCUAGGGAAUCAGCGGGAAUGUGAAGCGCUCGAUGAGGUGUUUGGGAAGUGUCCUGCAUUGAUCUCCUGCUGAUCCCACCCCAGUGAUCAUGAGUUAAAGAUUUCAUGCCAAGGUCACGGCCUCUGCUCCCUCCAUCCCUCCCUCCUCCUUCUGUGGACAGUCCUGGUGGCAUCCUGCCCUUCAUCCUGUCACUGAAUCCCACCACCAGGCAUUCCACAAGGGCUUUUCCCUGGAUUUCAAGACACUGGAAACACCUACACACUGGGUCUUGUAGCAAAAAUCAUAAUGGAUCUGCUCUUUACCUUUGCACAGCCAGGAAGGAUGGGGAUUGUCCCACCUAACCUCUAAAAUUAAGAUUGUUAAUCUAAGGUAAUUGGCUAAGCCACGCUUUGUUAAGAUAGUUGUCCAAGGACAGAACAUGAUUUAAGUUUUAAUCAGCCCCAACAUGGUCAGGCAGUUGGACUAAAUGAUCAUUAACAGAUCCCUCCCAACUGGAAUUCUCUUCUCUUCUCUUCUCUUCUCUUCUCUUCUCUUCUCUUCUCUUCUCUUCUCUUCUCUUCUCUUCUCUUCUCUUCUCUUCUCUUCUCUUCUCUCUUCUCUUUCUCUUCUCUCUUCUCUUCUCUUCUCUUCUCUUCUCUUCCUCUCUUCUCUUCUCCUCUUCUUCUCUUCUCUUCUCUUCUCUUCUCUCUUCUCUUCUCUUCUCUUCUCUUCUCUCUCUUCUCUUCUCUUCUCUUCCUCUUCUCCUCUCUUCUCUUCUCUUCUCUUCUCUUCUCUUCUCUUCUCUUCUCUUCUCUUCUCUUCUCUUCUCUUCUCUUCUCUUCUCUUUUCUCUUUCUCUUUCUCUUCUCUUCUCUCUAUUCCUCUCUUCUCUUCUCUCUACUCCUCUCUUCUCCUUCUCCUUCUCCUUCUCCUUCUCCUUCUCCUUCUCCUUCUCCUUCUCCUUCUCCUUCUCCUUCUCCUUCUCCUUCUCCUUCUCCUUCUCCUUCCUCUGUCUGUCUGUCCCUUCAAUGGCUCCACUUUGGGAUGAUUAAGAGGGUGUGGGGCAAGUCAUCCCCUCACUGCACCGAGUCCUGCCCUCACAUGGGUUUGGUGUCAUAAUUUGACUUUCUGGUAUCUUCUACCCAAAAGUAAACCCUGAGUGACUCCCUGAGCACCAGAGGGGUUCAUUUUGACCAUGGCCACCAGCAGAAGACCAUACCAGUGGCACGAUCCACCUCCAGAGUUGUGGUAGGGAUGGAGCCGUGGUGGUGAUGGGCAUGGACGAACGGGCAGUUUGUCACCCUUAAAAUGCCAAUUUAUUGGGAGUUUUGGGGAGGGUGGGGGGAGCAGGGGGAACCAAAUCACCACUGACACAGAAUGUACUCGAUGGAUUUAUUGCAAUGCCUGGAAUCGGGAGGCCUGAGCCUGCUGUGUGUCCUCCACCACAGGCUGCUCUCGCUCCCGGCCGGAGUCAGAUCCGUAGGAACUGGAGCCACACACGGUGGGGCCAGCUCAGGAGGACUGAUUCAGGAAAACUGAUUCUGUCCCUGCACUGGUGUAAAUCAGGAAUAAUUGCACAAAACAAAUUGAUGUUGUGGAUUUGCACACCGGCGUGAGGGGAGGAGGGGUCGGGGCCGAGCUCCCCGUAUCUGCUGCUCGUGGGACAGCUCCCGGGCCCUGACGCUGAUGGAAACACAGAGUGGAUCCAGAUCCACUCCUGGAGCUAUUCUGGAUUUACACCAGGGCAAGGCACAGCUGGAUUUGAGCCAGCGAAAUUCCUUUAAUGCACUAGAUGAGAUGAAUGUACACUCCGGAGGACGUGAGGCCGCUCCAUCUUCUCCGGGUGGGAUUGAGAGGCUGCAGGGAGGUGGCAACUCUCCCAUGGACAUUUUCAUGAGCAGCUGUCCUAUGGGCAGCACCGUGCAGGAUCAGGCCCUGGAUUUUGGCCUGGGACUGGAUAACUCCCUGCAGCACUGAAAGAGGGAGCCCUGGGAAGGAGAGCAGGGAUGCCAGCAAUUCCGAAAGACCAGCCUGCUGAUGGGAAUGGCAGUGGCAAGGCUUUGGAGAGCCAACUGGGAUGAGCUGUGCACCUGAAACGGGCCCCUUCCAUUGCUGCAGAGGGUGGGAGGGGGUGAGGACCACUGUGGGAUGCUGGGGGUGCAGGUACCCCCUUGCACACACAUCCAUGUGUGUGGGGAAAAAGCUACUCCGAGCCCAAAACUCCAGCUUACAGCUCUGUGGAGCCCUGGGAAAUGGGAAGCCAAACCUCGUCGUGCUGCACAGAGGCACAACUUGCUGCCUUCCUCCUCCUGAAUGGAAAUGCAAGGCUGAGACAGAAACAGCCUCUUGUGUUGACAGGGAGAAGCCUCCUGGCUCCCGAGUCUGUCUGGGUGGAUCGUUUCCCCUUUCCCGGUGGGUUUUGUCGCUGCCUGAACCAUUCUGCUGCCUGUUCAUCCCAGGCUUUUGUUUUGAGGAGGGGGAAGGAAGGAGACAUGGAGACUGUGCAUUGCCGUGAGGUUUCAGAGAGGUGGAGCAAGGAGGGAGGUGCUGCUUUGGUUUUGCAUCGUGAUCAACAAUCAAAGAUUUCGGUGGCUGUGAGCUCCAGCCACCUGCUGGGUCUGCAGCUGGAGCGAGGAAUUUCCAGAGGGAGAAAGGAAUCAGGGCUUUGCUGUGUGGGUUUCUUUAGGAGACACUCAAGGAAAAGCAUGGACCGAGCAAGUUCUGCCUCGGGAAAGAGCCAGUUCCCAAUUUUCCCCACGAUGGGAAGCGAGUAUGGAUGUUUUCCCUGCACAUGCAUCACCUGUGGGUCGUUAAUUAGCAGGGGAUGCUCAUCAUGUUAAUCCAGCGAUUACCAAUAAGGACUGAAUCAGUUUGUAGGAGAGAUUCAGGAUUUAUUAAGCCAGGCAGCUCCAGUGAAUCAGGAGGGCCUGAUCCUGCCGGAGGGGGUGAGGACCAGCUUGAGGGAUGUCAGAGGAGCUGUGCUGUGAGAUUGUGGCUCGGCUCAAAGGCAGCUGCACCGUCAAACAAGUGCCAAUCAAACGGUCUAAAUGAGUCUGGAUCGAUCGUCUGCCCGUGCAAACCCCGUCAAACUUGUUUCGCUUCAUGUGUCAGGGAGAUGGGUCUCAGUCAACUCGGCAGAGUUUGUGCUGAGAAAUCAUCACAUCCCAGGGCCUGAGUCAGACAUUCCCCAGGAGUUACCUCCGAGAGCCUCUGGCGGGUUGGUGACGGCGUUUGCUCCCAAAUUUUGCUCAAAUGACACUCGAAAUGUUGCAGCCCACCCCCAAGCCCUCAAGCAAUGGGGAGAUGCUCCUGCUGGGAGGUCAGAGAGCCACCACGUCCUGGGGCUCAGCUCGCUUUUCUAAUCUCUGAAAGCACAAAAUAGUGGAAUCAUGGAAUGGUUUGAGCUGGAAGGGACCUUAAAACUCGUUCAGGGCAGGGACACCUUCCCCUAGACCAGGUUGCUCCAAGCCCCAUGUGCAGGUCUUGUAUGGAGAGGUAGCACUUUAAUCAACAGUACUGAUGAGGUUGGAGACCCCAGGCCUUGUCCUCGUGUUCCAUGUGCAUCCCCUUCCUCUGGACUAUCGGGAUGGUGCAGACCCCUCUGUGCUACCCUUCCCCUCGCUGUCCCCAGCUUGGUGACAAGCAGGACGAGGUGCUUGUGUGAGGAGCAUGUUUUGGUGGCCCUGUGUUCCCAAACUCUUGGGCAACCAAGAGUCCUUUGUAAUCCCAGCACAGGGACACCAAGGCUAUGUUGUCCCCAGCUGGGACACUGAACUGACGUGGUUUAGAUAUCCAGGACGUGUCGAGAUGUAAUUUUAUUCAAAAGCAGCAGAAAGGCUCAGCAGACCCAAAUCUGACCCUUGUGGAUCUUGAAAGACCGUUUCACUCACAGGCACCUCAAGUCUGGGCUCCCUCAUGCAGAAAUCCCAGCACUGGAUCAUCCUGGUUCCUGCCAUCACGGUGGGACUGCUGGUCCAAAAUACCACGCUCGACUCUUCCAACGGCACUAGGAGUGAAAACUAUGGAGCUGGGAAAGCAGUAGCACAUUAGUACUGUUUAUUAGGACAGCAAAUUGUGCCAGGAAAGACUACACACAACGGCUAAUGAUAACAUUAUGCACAUUCACUUAGUAGCUAAUUAAUCUCUUCGACUUUUCCUAAUGUACAAAACGGAGCCUUCGGUUUGCGAGAACAACCCCAACCGUUUGCAUCCCUGAUUUCCUGUAAUUGGGGGAGUGGAAGGAACAGGGAGCGCAGAACCCGCCGCACACAUCAAGUUGUUCACCUCGGCAGAUAGUAAUAAUGAGGCGAUCAUCUCCUGUAGUAUUUAAUUAGAAAUGUCGCACUUAAUUGAUUUCUUGGAUAUGUUAAUUAAGAAAUAAUGAGGACCAGGUUGCAGCGAAAGGUGCCAGCGAGAAGUUUGGAGCCUCUCCUGGAAGAUGUGUGUGUGUUGGCUGCUCCCUGAGCCGGCGGGGGGACAACCAGGGGACAGCCCCGGGGUUGUGUCACCCGUGUCCCAAAGCUCGGGCACAGCUCAGCUCCUUCCGUUUUUGCUCGUUGCUCAUUCUCCUGCUCUGCAUCCCGGUGUGUGCCCAGCUCCUGGCAGGAUGGGCAGCAGGGCAACCCCGUGGGCUGCCCGUGCCAGCGCUGGGCAUCACCAGGAUGUGGGAUAACCUGGCAAAUGCUGGAUCCCGCCACCCUGGGAAAAGCAAUGCUGGUAAAUCUCUACCAAUGCCACGUAGCCGAGGGAUGUUGGUGUCCCCUCCUCUUUGGUUGGCUCCUCUUGGAGGGCUGUGAUGGGGAUCCAGAGCCUGGGAUACCCUUUGGAGGAGCGCAGGGGCUCCCCAAGUGCUGUGAUGAACCUUUGGGCCGAGGUUUUUAGGGUACAAAACUCACCUGGGAAGCUGGCCUGGCUCUGAGAGCGUUUCCAGUGCUGGAUGUGGAGGCUUGGAGUGGUCCUGGCACUGGGAGAUGCCCCUGGCUCCGGGUAUCUCCCCGAGUUGCUUUAGGAAACAUCCCCUUUGGGCUUUUCUCCCCUUUUUUAUGGCUUGUUUUGCACCUGGCAUCUCAUCCUCCCCCACCACCCCCCCAUCCGAACGCACCUUAUAACAGCAAAUCCCUCGGGAUGUGGAGAGGGGUCACCUGCCAGCACCGGCACGUCUUCCAGCGGUCCCUCCACAUCCCCCCGAGGGUGUGGGCACCCCUGGGCACCCCCAGGAACACCCAGAGACCCCCCCCAGGCACCCCUAGGAACACCCAGAGACACCCCCCCGGGCCCCCACCGUGCGCUCCAGCUCUUUUUAACCUUCUCGGUAGAGUCACCGACCGCGACACUCGGUGUAACACUCGGAUCUGCCUGGAAUAAAGGAAUUUAAACGGAGCUGGAGUGUGCUCUGUGUGGAGUUCUGAUGGGAAGGGUGAUGUGGAUGUGGGGGUUUAUGGGCUGGUUUUACGGGGAAGAAGCUGCCAGGGGUGGGGAUUUCCCCUGAAGCACGAGGGGAUGUGGGAAGGGGGUUUUCCCAACAGCAGGAAUUAUGUUUGUGUAUGUGUGUAUAAUUAUACAUUAUACAUAUAUGAUCACAAAAUAUGUAUAAUGUUAAAACAUGCAAUACAUGGAUAAUUAUAUGUAUAAUGUAUUUCUAACCCAGUACACAUAAUAAAAUAUGCAAGUAAAUGGA